AUGGCGCCCUCACACCUAUCCAUAGACUCCCUCCCAAACGAGGUCAUCAUCCAAAUCCUAAGCUCCUUUUCGACUCGCUCGCUGUUACCCCUUGCUGCUGUCUGCCGUCGGUUCAAUGGACUUGUGGGCCGUGUGCACUACGCACGACUGGUCAAAGCUUCGAGGUUGCGAGAUCACGAAGUGAUCCUUGAGUGCUACCAUCCGAGCGAAAAAAUAUCCACGCCUUCACUGUUCUGCGAAUUUCUCGGCAUGGAUGGACUCGCUGAAGCCGCCGAGGUUGCCAACCUCGGAGAACUCAACAGUGUCUACGCACGAUUUCGCCCCUUUAUCGGAGACGAGGACCGUGGACCACGACAAUCAGCCAGCAUGUUGGGAGGAGCACAGCCCGCAGUCCAAUUACCUUCACACAAGAUUAACUUGGACUCUGGUGAACUCUUCUCCCAACUUUGCACGGUGACCAACUUGGUCAAGAUUGGUCCGAGAAACGGCCUCUUCUCUAGCAUCGCCAAUGUAACGGAUACCGUCAUCCGUGUGUGGCGCGACUGGCUUCAGCGCGAGGCAGCAAUUGCAGCAGGGACACAACAGCGAGCAAGAUCGAUUUCGAGUGCGGAUGAUCCGUCCAUUCUAUGGACCGACUCUUCAAAGACCGUUGGCUUAAAAUUCCGUGUCGUCGAGGAUGAAAGCAUACCCGCGCCUGUCCUCUUCGGGCGUGACGAUGAGCCAUCGGUAUCAUUCUCUUUAGAAUAUGAAGAGCUGCUUAUAAGAGCCAACUGGCUGCUGCUUAGUUUCGAAACGUCGGAAGCCCAGCAAGUCAUCCAUGCAGGUAAAGCUGUCGUAAUUGCAUCCGUGUAA
This is a messenger RNA of Hypoxylon fragiforme, 852 nucleotides long. RefSeq lists its product as uncharacterized. Lineage: Eukaryota; Fungi; Ascomycota; Sordariomycetes; Xylariales; Hypoxylaceae. The transcript has 3 exons. The record is from RefSeq and is a predicted model, not a curated record. Gene Ontology annotation, molecular function: protein binding. The coding region runs from base 1 to 852 and encodes 283 amino acids.